Molecule: messenger RNA, 1142 nt
Organism: Ctenocephalides felis (cat flea)
Lineage: Eukaryota; Metazoa; Arthropoda; Insecta; Siphonaptera; Pulicidae
Exons: 5
Coding region: 46-864 (272 amino acids)
Cellular component (GO): extracellular region
Molecular function (GO): chitin binding
Source: RefSeq, a predicted model, not a curated record
GCAAUAUAAGUUGCAUAUAAUUUUACUUAGGAAUAAGUUUUCACAAUGAAGUUCUUAGGAGCUUUAUUGGUUGCAGUGUUUGCCUUGGGUGCUGUGGCUGCUGACAGGAAUUCGCCCACAUAUGUCCGCGGUUUCCCAGUGGGAAGAUCCAGAGCACGAACAACAUUUGGCAAUGAAGAAAUAAAGUGUACUAAUAAGCAGUUGGGAACAUUUUGUCACGAUUGUUCUACUUUGAAGUUGUGCGCUGGACAAGAAACCCCAAUUACAACAAUCAAUUGCAGAGACUCAAAUUCCGAUGCUCCAUUUUGUGUAGAUGAUAUGUGCUCAUCAAAACCUGGGGAAAACUGUAAGACGGCAGAAACUACAUGCGCGGUUGUAGGAUAUCAGCCAGAUCCGAAAGACUGCACAAGAUACUUAUUCUGCAAAGAUGGUAAAGGUCAGGUUUUCGAAUGCCCACCUAACUAUGUAUAUGAUCAUUCUAAAAAUAUGUGUAAAAAGAAAUCGUCAGAAGCUGAUUGCACCGUCAUGAAAUGCACAAAUCCCAAUUCUUUUAUAACCUAUGCACCGGACCCAUCAAUUUAUGCUUGGUGCAAUGACAAAUUGCAACCGAUCGUACUGAAAUGUGAAGACGACGUCAACGAAUGGUUUGACCCAAAAUCUUUCUCGUGCAGAACUGCAUGCAAAAGUGAAAACGUUUUUUCCGAUCGAAGAGAUUGUAAAAAAUAUUAUCAAUGUUUCUUGGUUAACAACAAAUGGCAAAUAAAACAUUAUGAUUGUCCAAAUGGCUUGCACUUUGAUAAAACGGAGUUGCGAUGCAUACCCACGCCACCCGGCGAAGAAUGCAAAAGUGAGAUUGCUAAGUAAGGCUUAAACCAGGAAAACAAUCUUGAAUAGACUAAUUAGGAUUCAAAUUAUCAUAAAGUAGUCAAUUAAUAUAAUAAAUACACAAAUGAUCUGUGCAAUUAAAUAUAAAAAAUAUGUAUAAAAAUUAAAAUGUAUAAAAUUGUAUUUUAUGUAAGGAGCACAAACAAAAUGUCAUUAACUAUAGUAAUUUCUGAUUAUUUAAAAUAUAUAAAUAUAGAAGCUUUAUGAAAUUACAUGUAUCUUUUUAAUAAAAAUAAAUCGUUUGGGCCGUUCCUUUG